Molecule: messenger RNA, 3226 nt
Organism: Amborella trichopoda
Lineage: Eukaryota; Viridiplantae; Streptophyta; Magnoliopsida; Amborellales; Amborellaceae
Product: Pentatricopeptide repeat (PPR) superfamily protein
Molecular function (GO): protein binding
Source: RefSeq, a predicted model, not a curated record
GCUUACAAUGUAAAAACCCUAGAAUUUAAAAAACUGGAAAGGAAAGCAGCGCGAGAGGGACGUUUCUGGGACUCCUUCUCUCUCUCGGAGCCCUUCCAGAACCGUUUCUAGGGCACUGUCCCUCUCUCUCGGAGCCCUUCCAAAACCCAAAAUCUCUCUCUAAAACCCUUGUGUCAGUCCACAAACCUACACAAUGAAACUCCCUCUCUCUCUUCAGUCCCCCUUUCCCUCCAUUUCUAAGCACCACCCAACCAGGCGGCUUGUAUCUUUCUCUCUCUCACACCAUAUCUCUUCACAACCCCAAAUCUCAAAUGGGUAUCUUUCGCAACCCUGCAGGUGCACUCAAUCUCCAUUACCCACCUCACAGUUUGAUAGAGAAAUCUUACUUUCUCUCUCUAACACCUCACAGAUUGAUAGACAAAUCUCACUUUCUCACUCUAACACUGUCUUGACCCAAGAGCAUGUGGUGGAGGUCCUCUUGAGCAACCAGACCGACUCGAAAGCUGCCCUUAGGUAUUUUAGGUGGGCGGAGAGGCAGCGAGGCUUCAUUCGGGGCCUUGAACCUCUCUGCGUAGUUCUUCACAUUCUCGCUCGAAACAAAGACUUACCAGCAGCUCGCAACUUGAUCAAACAUUCUCUCUCUGCAAAUUCAAGUAUCGGUGCGUCGGCCUUUAUUGAUCGUCUUCUAGAGACCUCAGAAAGGUGCAAUUCUCACCCUCGGGUAUUCGAUUUGGUGUUAAAUGGGUACACGAGAUAUGGGUCAGUUACAGAAUCUCUAGAAACGUAUCAUAGACUGGUCUCCAAUGGGGUGUUUCCUAGUGUUGGAUGCAUCAACCUACUUUUGAACAAGUUGGUUAGGCUGAAUUUUAUUGAUGAGGCUUGGGAUUUGUAUAGAGAGAUGGUAGAGAGAGGUGUAGAUUUGGAUUGUCAAACUCUUGAUGCAAUGGUGCACGCCUGCUCAAAGGGCGGGAAGCUAGAGGAAGCUGAAGGUCUCUUUCAAGAAAUGAGAAUUCGAGGUUGCAAAUUGGAUUCUGUGAGUUAUACAAACAUAAUUCAGGCCUUGUGCAAGAAAACCUGUUCGAAGAAGGCCUGUGAAUUAUUGACAGAGAUGAAGAAGUUGGGGUUGGUUCCUUCUGAGAUCACGUAUACUUGUGCUAUUGGGGCGUGCUCGAAAGAGGGGAACUUGGAAGAAGCAUUGAGGCUUAAGGAUGAGAUGCUUUCUAGUGGCUUCUCUCUCAAUGUGGUGGCUGCUACGAGCUUGAUUAAGGGGUACUGCAAUGAAGGGAAUUUGGAUGAGGCAUUCGAGUUGUUCAAUAUAAUCGAGCCCACUAUUGUUACCUUUGCAGUUCUCAUUGAGGGUUGUUAUAGAAAUGAAGAUAUGGUGAAGGCUCACAAUCUUUAUGGGCAAAUGCAAGAGAGAGGGUUGUCACCAAAUGUGUUCACUGUCAAUUCGAUGAUUAAGGGGUUUCUAAAGAAGGGUAUGUUCAAUGAGGCAUUAGAGUACUUUGAAGAGGCAGUGGAAAGCAAAGUAGCUAAUGUCUUCACUUUUGACAUUAUCAUUUUUUGGUUAUGUAAAAAGGGUAGAGUGAGAGAGGCUUCUGGACUGUGGGAGAAGAUGGUGAGUUUUGGAAUCAUACCAGAUGUUGUUUCUUACAAUACCUUGUUGUUUGGGCUUUGUAGAGAAGGGAACAUACAAGGGGCACUUAAUCUCUUGAACCAAAUGACUCAGCAGGAGGGCAUAAAACCUAAUGAUGUAACUUACACCACCUUGAUAGAUGGAUGCUUUAAGAAAGGGAAAAUGGAUAGGGCAUUGAAGCUGUAUGAUCAGAUGGUGGGAUUGGGUAUUUUGCCGAAUGACUAUACAUGGAAUUCUAUGAUUAAUGGACUUUGCAAGUCUGGUAGGCCAUCAGAGGCUUGCAAUAUGGUUAGGGAGUUUGCAAAAGAGGGUUUUGUCCCUAGUUGUUUGACUUAUAACAGUAUCAUUGAUGGCUUUAUCAAAGAAGAUGACAUGAAAUCGGCCCUAGAGGCAUAUACGCAUAUGUGUGACAAUGGUGUUUCCCCCAGUGUUUUCACCUACACUAGCUUCAUUGCUGGGUUUUGCAAGAAUGACAAUAUUGUUCUUGCUUUGAAGGUGCGGAAUGUAAUGAGAAGCAGAGGUCUACAAUCGGAUCUUGUAACUUAUAAUGCCCUAAUUGAUGGAUUCUGCAAGAGAGGAGAUAUGUAUAAUGCAAUUGAGAUUUUCAAUGAAAUGUGUGAAGUUGGACUGGCUCCAAAUGCUUCCAUAUACAAUACCCUAAUGGGGGGAUAUAGAAAUGAAUGUAAUAUGGAGGCAGCUCUUAAGCUGCAUAAAGGGAUGAAAGAAGAGGGUGUUCCUUGUGACUUGGCCACGUACACUACACUAAUUGAUGGAUUACUUAAAGAAGGAAAUGUUAUCUUGGCUUUGGAGCUUUAUAAGGAGAUGCUUUCUCAAUAUAUCAUGCCUGACGCUAUCACUUAUACAGUUCUCAUUCGUGGCCUUUGCAGCAGAGGGGAGAUGGAGAAUGCGAGACAAUUCUUGGAUGAGAUGGGUCGAAAGGGGUUUUCUCCAAAUGUCAUUAUAUACAAUGCUUUAAUUGCGGGGUGCUAUGGGGAAGGGAAUUUGCGAGAGGCUUUUCAAUUACUUGAUGAGAUGCUUGACAAGGGCCUGACACCCAAUGAAACCACAUAUGAUAUCCUCGUGGCAUCAAAGUUUGAGGGCAACAUUUGUUUUGCAAGGGCUUAGCAAUUGGACAGAUUAUCAUGGUUUUCAUGAGUCGCAAAGCUUGUUUGAACCUUCGUCUUCCCUCAGACAAUCAGGUGUUGUGCCAUUGGCAGAAGGAUCAUUGCUUGACAUACUCAAUGUGUAUACUGGAGUUCUUUUAAGUUUUUCCAGCUAAGUUAAAAUUGUUGGGAUGAACUGUGUGUGUCCCUUGGAUAGAAACAACACUAGAUCAUUGUAGAUGUGCAUACCUGUAAGAAAACAAAGGCUAGAUGUGCUCCCUAUCAUGGGGCUUAGGUUGUGAAAGUAAUGUGGUCAUAGUUGUGCUUCUUGGUCAUUCUUCUUUUGUUUGGAUGGAAGUGAGCAAUUUGGUGAAUCACAUUGGCUCAUUUGUCUUCCAUCAAUUGUAUGAAUUAUGUAUAUUCUUUAUUCGAAAAUCAGUGCUUCUGCUGAGACACUUCACACUAUGAUGAAAUUGGAUUGGAACAA